This is a messenger RNA of Vicia villosa (hairy vetch), 939 nucleotides long. RefSeq names its product zinc finger protein 3-like. Bases 1 to 939 code for a protein of 312 amino acids. Lineage: Eukaryota; Viridiplantae; Streptophyta; Magnoliopsida; Fabales; Fabaceae. Gene Ontology annotation, biological process: negative regulation of abscisic acid-activated signaling pathway. The record is from RefSeq and is a predicted model, not a curated record. The transcript has a single exon.
AUGUCUGAAAGAAUUUCUAUUGGAAAUACUGAAGACAAAUGCUUGAAACGCAAAAUGAUUGAAGAAUCAGAGGUAGAACUAAGAAAAGAAUCGAAAAACAUUGCACCAACCUCUCAAGCUGAUUUCGAGAAGGGAAAAAUGGUUGAAGAGGUGGAGCCAAAAUUGCAUAAAGAAUCCAAGGUAAUAACACCAUCAACUGGAUCUAAAGAUUUAUUGACUUCAAGGCUUGACAUUAACACCAAGCCAACUUCCAAUCUGUUGGAGAAUGGUGAACGUUCAAGUUCAUCUGAAAAUGUCAUUGCUGGAGUUUCACCUAAGGAAGUGAAGGAAUUUCCCUGUCAAUUUUGUGACAAGAAGUUCACAAAUUUGCAAGCUCUUGGUGGUCACCAAAACGCUCAUAAGAGUGAACGUAACUUAAGAAAAAAUAAACAACAAAGGAGGGAGGAGACAAUCGUUUCCCCCCAAAGGUUUGAACUUACUUAUUCAAACCGUUAUCCUUAUUCACGUCCUAGUCGCUAUCAAGGGUCUUCCUAUUUUCAUGGCAACUUGCAACAACCAAUUGGCACUCCAAUUGGCACUCAUAUGAACAACACCACGCCUUCUAGGCUUGGUUUUCCAUUCGGUAGCUACGGAGGGAUGUGUAUGCCAAAGUCACCUCCUGCAAUACCACAAUUUAGGAUGAAUAAUUAUUUAGGUGGAAAUCAAACUCCUGUGCUGCCAAUUCCUCAAAGGCCAAACAUUGUGGAAUUGGAUUUUUUUGGUCAAGCUAAUCAAACCCAUUCAUCCGGUGAGAGUGCUGAAGGAAGUUCCAAUGCUCCAUUUUCUUCUCGUGGUCCUCCAAUAACACAUGAUUUUAUUGGAGAAAAUCAACUUCCAGAAGAGUUCAAUGUGCCUUCUUCAUCAACUGUGGAGGAACUCGACUUAAAUCUCAAACUUUAA